AUGCUGAAAAAAAUAGAAUGUCUUUUGCUUUGUAUUAAUUGUUCCUCUUUUUUUUUUUUUUUUUUUUUCUUCCCUGUUCUCCUUGCUCUACUUUUCCACUCAACAGAGAAUGUCUGCGUGUUUAAGUGUACCGUCAACUCAGACACAGAAUGCAGUCGAGUCGGUAAACAGUCCUUCAUCGUCACUUUGGGUUGUAACAGUGUCCUGGUCCAGUUUGCCACACCAGCAGAUUUCUGCUCCUUUUACAAUAUAAUCAAAGGUUGUAGGAAUUCAUCUUUAGACAAGAGUGUGUUCAGUGAGCGGACAGAGGAAUCAUCAGCUGUGCAGUACUUCCAGUUUUAUGGCUACCUGUCACAGCAACAGAACAUGAUGCAGGACUAUGUGAGGACUGGCACCUACCAGCGAGCGAUCCUGCAGAACCAUACAGACUUCAAAGAUAAAGUUAUUUUAGAUGUUGGCUGUGGCUCAGGGAUCCUGUCCUUCUUUGCAGUUCAGGCUGGAGCUCGCAAGGUUUAUGCUGUUGAAGCGAGCACAAUGGCACAGCAUGCCGAGCUAUUGGUGAAGAGUAACAAUCUAACAGAUCGAAUUGUGGUGAUCCCAGGGAAGGUGGAGGAAGUGGCUCUCCCUGAACAGGUGGAUAUUAUCAUCUCUGAGCCUAUGGGAUACAUGCUGUUCAAUGAGAGGAUGCUGGAGAGUUACUUGCAUGCAAAGAAGUUUCUCAAACCUAACGGUAAUAUGUUUCCUACUAUUGGAGACGUUCAUCUAGCACCGUUCACAGAUGAGCAGCUUUACAUGGAACAGUUUACAAAAGCCAACUUCUGGUACCAGCCCUCUUUCCAUGGUGUGGAUCUUUCAGCACUUCGAGGAGCCGCUGUAGAUGAAUAUUUUAAGCAACCAGUUGUGGAUACCUUUGAUAUUAGAAUACUGAUGGCCAAAUCUGUGAAAUAUACCGUGAAUUUCCUGGAUGCCAAAGAGUCUGACUUGCACAGAAUAGAAAUCCCCUUCUCCUUUCACAUGCUUCAUUCUGGUCUGGUCCAUGGCUUGGCCUUCUGGUUUGAUGUGGCUUUCAUUGGAUCCAUAAUGACUGUAUGGCUUUCCACAGCCCCCACUGAACCUCUCACCCACUGGUACCAGGUCCGCUGCCUCCUACAGUCCCCCCUCUUCACCAAAGCUGGAGACACCUUAUCUGGGACAGUCGCUCUUAUUGCUAACAAAAGGCAAAGUUAUGAUAUCAGUAUUGUUGCUCAGGUGGAUCAGACUGGAUCCAAAUCUAGUAAUCUGCUGGAUCUGAAGAACCCAUUCUUUAGGUACACUGGCUCAACGCCGUCCCCUCCUCCUGGUUUCACAUUACUCCUCUCCCUCUGAGAACAUGUGGAACACAGCAGGGGCGUACACCAUGAACACAGGGAUGGGCAUGGGAGGUAUGCCCACGGCGUACGAUCUCAGCAGUGUUAUAGCUGGAAGCUCAGGCAUCAGCCACAGUAACCUCAUCCCUCUAGCUAACACAGGAAUUGUUAAUCACACCCACUCCAGGAUGGGAUCCAUCAUGAGUACAGGCAUCGUCCAAGGAUCGGCCUCAGGACAAGCUGGUUCCAAUGUUACCAGCCACUACCCAGUCAACAACCAGUUCACUAUGGGUGGUCCAGCCAUCUCUAUGGCUUCUCCCAUGUCUAUCAACACCAACACAAUGCAUUAUGGGAGCUAA
This is a messenger RNA of Staurois parvus, 1705 nucleotides long. The record is from the annotation of a GenBank genome assembly. Lineage: Eukaryota; Metazoa; Chordata; Amphibia; Anura; Ranidae.